Messenger RNA from Penicillium nucicola, 1257 nucleotides. RefSeq lists its product as uncharacterized. The transcript is spliced from 4 exons. The coding region runs from base 1 to 1257 and encodes 418 amino acids. Lineage: Eukaryota; Fungi; Ascomycota; Eurotiomycetes; Eurotiales; Aspergillaceae. The record is from RefSeq and is a predicted model, not a curated record.
AUGGGGAACGUGUCGCCCACUCCACAGCAGCUCUUCACAGAGGCUCUCAUCUUCUGGUCUAUUGGUCUUGUGAUUUAUGUUGGCAGAAUUGCGGCUCGAAUUAUUGCCAAUGGAUCAUUUAAACGUCUAUUUGUGGAUGAUUAUGUUAUGACAGCUACAUUUGCGAUCUAUACCACCCUUCUUGUACUGAUCCAGAUAUCAGCCCGCUAUGCAACAAAUCUCAUGGACCCGAAGGACUACGACGCGGUGCUGAAGGAUCCAAAACAGGUCAGCGACAGGAUAUACGGAAGCAAAAUCGUUAUUGGGUUGGAGCAAUGCAUGUUGAUCUCCACUUGGGGGGUGAAGACAUGCAUGCUCAUGCUCUACUGGCGGAUCACCCAAAACCUACGAUCAAACCUCUACAUCAAGAUCCUCGCAGUCUAUACGGCAGUUGGAUUCGUGGUCAUCAUGGUAACCUAUUAUGCGGUAUACUGUCGACCCUUUUCGCAAUACUGGGCCAUGCCCGUGGAUAACAUGCAGUGCGCCACAUAUCAGCGCUACUCCAUCACGCAGGCCGUCUUCAACAUCUCCUCGGAUGCAGUGAUGUUCGCCAUUCCCAUUCCACUUCUCAUCCGAGCCCAACUCAAGCGGCGCAGGAAGGUUGUCCUGAUCGGCGUCAUGAGCCUGGGCUUGUUCACGAUCAUCGCCGCCAUUUUGAACAAAUACUUCAAUUUUGCCUCUCCUCUCACCACAACCUAUCAAAUCUGGUAUAUCCGGGAAGCGAGUACCGCGAUUUACGUGGCGAAUUUGAUGUGCUGGUGGCCAUUGCUGCGAAAGCUCUUCGGUCUCAAAGCUUUCCAGUACAACAGCAACCGAGGCCAGCGACCUGGAAACCAAAACAACAACAAAGAUAGCAGUGGCUCUGGAACGUCCAAUGGUUCGCAAUCCCGCCCAUCGUUCACUUUCCCCCGUUCGUGGCGGCCGCCUUGUCGUCGACAUAUCAAGAACGCACCACCGGUUCCGCGUAAUGAUGGUCCGCGCUCGAGUGCUGAUCCCAUCAACCGAUCCAACACCUUCAAUACAGAUCUCAUUGAUGACGUGCACUGCAUUGAGGCUGUUCCUUUGGAGGACUGGAGCAAAAGCGAUGAGAUUUCCAUGACUCAGGCUUUGGACAAGCCACCCUCUAAACAGGAUGGCUUCGGAGAUGAUCUCAUGCAUUCUGAGAGCGAGUAUGAGUCUCAUUUCCAUCCUAAACGACCGGCACGGUCACCUUGUUGA